Molecule: messenger RNA, 1566 nt
Organism: Sorghum bicolor (sorghum)
Lineage: Eukaryota; Viridiplantae; Streptophyta; Magnoliopsida; Poales; Poaceae
Exons: 3
Coding region: 269-1300 (343 amino acids)
Biological process (GO): negative gravitropism; response to red or far red light
Source: RefSeq, a predicted model, not a curated record
CCACAGAGAAAAGAGACGGAACAAGGAAGCGCAAAACCCAAUCAGGGUGGGUGAGAAUUGAGAAAAUCGAAGGAAGGGGAAAGGCGAUGAGCUGAUAACGACGAGGAGCAGCUAGCGUCGCGAAGCCGCUGAGCCCCAGCGCGAAGAAAGCGAGCGCACACCACAGGCCGCCGCAGCGGCAGCGGCGCCGGCGCCCACCCGAUCCGCCGCCGCCGCCGCAGGCGACCGCGUGCUCACGCCUCCGGUCGGAAGGGGGGGGGGCAAAUCCAUGGAGCAGCCCGCCGCUUCCGAUCGGAGCGAUGUCCCGGCCGGGGAGUGCGAAUGGCGGGAGGAGCUGCGGCAGCAGCAGUCGCAGGUGGACGCGCUGCGGGAGCGGCUCGUGGAGGUGAAGGUCGGGAUGCGGUGCUCCGACGGCGACUCCCGGAGGGAGCUCGACCACCUGUGCCGCAGGGUGAAGACCAUCGCCACGCUGCUGGCGUACCUCAAGUCCAAGGCGAGGAUCAUGGCGAUACCGCACCUCGCGCACACCUCCUGCGGGAUCAGGCAGCAGGAGGGCGUCGGGUACGUCGACCGGCACGGGGUGCCGCUGGCGGACUGGCCCAAGGGCAGCGCCGAGCCUGCGCCCUCCGGGGGAGGUUCCGGUGAUGGGACCGCGGCGGAGGGCGGUGCUGCUCCUCCUGUGCACGGCGAUGCCGCUGGGGGUGAUGUGGAUGUGGAUGACAUUCUCAAAUCCAUCCGCGUGGUGACUGAUGUGAUGGAGUCGCUUGUGAAGAGGGUGAUUGUGGCUGAGUCUGAAGCUGCUAAUGAGAAAGAGAAGGUGAGGAUGGGGUUGGAAGAGAUCAGGAGAAAGACGUUGCAGGUCGAGACUAUGUCUGCCAAAGUCGAGGAGAUGGAGAAGUUUGCGGUGGGUACGAAUGGGAUGUUGAAUGAGAUGAGGCAAAGGGUUGAGGAUAUGGUGCUGGAGACCACUCGGCAGAGACAGCGGGCUGCUGAGAAUGAGCAGGAGCUUAGUCGGGUAAAGCAGGAUUUUGAGUCACUGAGAACUUAUGUUAGCACUCUGGUUAGUGUCAGGGAAACUCUUCUCUCAUCAGAAAAGCAAUUUGAAACAAUGGAGAAACUCUUUGACAGAUUAGUUGCCAAGACUAACCAGCUCGAGAGUGAGAAAGCUCAGAAAGAAGCUGAAGUCCACAAGGUGAUGGAGGAGAAUGUGAGGCUACGCGCUAUGCUUGACAAGAAGGAGGCGCAGCUCCAGGCGAUGAGUGAGCAGUGCAAGUUUAUGGCGCUGAAUCACCACAACUAGCAGGCAAUGGGCCUGAGGCUGCUACCCUCACCCUACUGAUGUACCUUACAAAUUACAUUUACAUUGUUGAUUGUUGUAAUAGAGAAAGAAGAAAGAAAGAAAGAAAGAAGAGAUGCCGUGGGAUACAACUCAUGCCGAGGCCUGAGUUUCAUGGCUGUAAUUCUUGGUGCAAACAAUUGUUUCUUUAGGUGUGCUGCUCUCCUGAACUGUAACUCUGACAUAUUUUUUUUUCAUGAUAAACAAGGUGUGUAGAAUACCCGGUGCCA